Molecule: messenger RNA, 4046 nt
Organism: Pseudomyrmex gracilis
Lineage: Eukaryota; Metazoa; Arthropoda; Insecta; Hymenoptera; Formicidae
Product: centrosomal and chromosomal factor-like
Exons: 2
Coding region: 1-1491 (496 amino acids)
Source: RefSeq, a predicted model, not a curated record
AUGGCCGCCGCCUGUUACGAGAAGGAAGUGGUGGUAGGUGCCGCCAUUCACCACGGACACGGGCAUCACCAUCACCACCAUCAUCAUCACUAUCAUCAUCAUCAUCACGGCAGCGGAGUCUCGUCGUCCGUCGGCGGUGUGUCCGGUCAGACCGUCUACAAAGUGCAGGAGUACAAGGACUACUCGCAACCACUUCACGUGGACUGCAGCGUCGAAUACGAGCUGCCGAGUCAGGCUAAACCGCCCCCCGGCGGCGGCGAACCCCUCCUCAUGAUCCAUCCUUGCUACUAUCGACGCGCGGAGCGCGAGAGGAGGAGUCCCUUCGUCAAUAAUCUACCACCGCCGGCGGCGCCAGCAACGGCGCCUAUUGCCGCUUCCCGUAGAAGCGGUCGCAGGAACGCCGCAACAGCAUCAGCAGCCGGUGUUACAGCCGUGACAGCCGUCGCAAGCGCGGCCGCGGUUUCCUCUGCCACGACGACGGUUGUGCCGCCGUCGAAUAACAAUAUCGUGUCCUCCAACGUCGUGUCCACUUCCGUCGUGUCGCCAGCGACGUCGAUCGUAUCGUCCACGGUCGCUGCGGAGCCCGACACCGGAGGCCUCGUGUCCACGAGCGGUCAGAUGUCCGCCGUUACGGCGGUGUCAUAUCGCGCGGCGCUCAACGUCGCGGCCACGUUGUCUCAGCAGCAACAGCAGCAGCAGCAGCAGCAAUCACAGCGGCGUCAUCAUAUCCAGCAGCAGCAGCAACAACAGCAGCCGGGUCAUCAUCAUCACCAUCACCAUCACAGGAAUCAUACUCAUGCUCAUCAGCAGCCACAGCAGCAGCAGCAGCCGCAGCCGCAGCAUCACACUCAGCAACAAUCGCAACAACGAUCUGUGACACCAACGGCUUCCGGUACCGCCGAUCUCAUCUCCGCCGAUGAGAAAGCGGUCAUAUCAGGUAUUUAUCAGCAUUACUUUCGCGCGAUGCGCGCUAACAGUCACCAGCAUCGCCAACAGCAGCAGCGUACCACCACCACUACCGCUCAUCAGCUCCAUCACCAAAGCGACCGAAGUUCCUCCUCUUCGUCAUCGGUCACGUCUCCGACAUCUGCGUCGAUUUCUGGCAUUUUACGUCAGACUUAUCAGCAGGCGUACAGUAACAUAGCGGCCACGAGCUCGAAUUCGAACAGCCACCAUCGUGUCGCUACGUCGUUGGUUUCGGCGGUCGCGCAUCAUCCCUAUAGACGGCCGUCAGCGACGUUGCUUUCGCGGACGGCCUCGCAUAUCGGCCAACAGGCAUCCUCUUCCUCGUCAUCAUUCUCAACGUCAUCAUCAUCUUCCUCAUCCACAUCAAUUUUCGGUGCUUCCAAUGGCGUAUCGGCCACGACCGGUGUAUCCAGCGUAUACGCCAGCACGAUACACAGGCAUCACGCGACUUCCUUACACGCUCUUCAGGCCGCCGCUAGUUUCUACGAAACGCCAAGCUAUCACGCUCUCCUGCCGCAAAGUUAGACGGCAUCCAGGUAUUAUUCGGGUGGUUACGCGAUAUUGAAUGCUCACGCGUGAAUAACAAGAUUAGCGUUUAUUAUGCGCGAGCCGAGGGUUUACGUAUAUAAACGCGACUUGAGUCUCGACCGAGAGAUCGCGAUUUUUAUUUUUCGCAUUUGAAUUUCGAUUUCUUAUCAUCAGGACAAAAGACGUUAAAUUACACGCGCAAACUUGAUGAAGAUUGACAAAACAUUGAGUCAAAAAAAAAAAAAAAAGACAGAAUUGGAGCACGGCGUUUCUCGUUUUUCAAACGUCGCGUGUCAAUUUAAAAAACUGUUAAAAAUUAAAGACAAUAAUAUUUUGCUAUGUACAAGUUAUUAUUUUUAUUUUUUUUUAUGACGAUAUUUUUGACAUAUAUAAUAUUCGUUGAUGUUACUAGAUUGAUCGAACAUUCAAACACGCGUUUGCAAAAGCAGAACAAACAUUUAUACGAUGUGCUCGAUUUUCUACGAAAAAUCGGGAAUUUUUCAACGUCUCUUUUUUUUUUUUUUUUUUUUUGUUCGUAGCUUUAAGUCUCCGUUAAGUCUCGCGAACCGAUAUUCACGCGCAGAAAAAAAAAAAAAAACGUCGUAAUACGCGUCACGGUCUUUGGAAAGGCUUCUUUGGACGACGUCGUCGGACUUCGUGGAUUGGGGGUGAAAAAUGAGUUCGUUCGUGACGCGCGUCGUUGUGAGGAAAAGUUUCGACGUGUUUCCGACUCAAAGUCUCGAAUGAAGACCGUUAGUCUUUUUUUUUUUUUUUUUUCGACGAAAGGAGAGACGAACGUGAAUGCUUCCGUUUCGUAAAAUAAAAUCGUCAGAUUUUCAAGAACCACCACCUGUGCUUCCCUUAUUGAACGAGAUAUCCACGCGUUAUAUCCUUUCUUUCGUCUUUCGCCAUUCCCCUUUUCAUUGUUCCUCGUAUCUUCAUAAGCAAGCUGCCUGUCCGCUGUGGCCGAGCGAUAGUGCACACCACGCGCAUGCAAUCUUUAUAGUUCACUACUAUUAUUAACUCGGCCUUAAAAAAAAACAAGUGACGUAAACUGCCUCAAAUUAUUAACAUAUAUAUAUAUAUAUAUAUAUAUGUAUAUGUAUAUGUAUAGUAAUGUACAAGAGCGGCCCGGAAACGGACGGCGCGGUCAGAUUAAGUGUCCGGGAAGAGUUGUGUGCGAGCGGGACUCGCUCUGGCGAGGUCGGUUUUCGCCGACUGUGCGGCGCAAUUUCAUUCACCAGUAGAGAGAACGUACGACGCUUUAAAAAAAAAAUUUGUAAAUAAUAUUAAUCCCUGAAGAAACAUCGAUGACCUCGGGAUCUCCGCUCGAGAAUGGAUUCGCGUUCGUUUGGAUGUGUGCGUGUGUGUGCGCGCGCGCGCGCGCGCGUAUGUAUGUAUGUAUGUGUGUGUGUGUGCGCGUGUCGCCAAGCGCCGCCGUUCGCAGCCGGGUCAUUUUGUACAUGUACGAGCUAGAGCGCCCUUAUUACUGACUGAGAAAAGCCUAUAUCGUGUAAUGUAUAAAAUUUGAAUAUUUGCAAGUAUGCUGUGUAUCGUUUAAGCGUGUGAGAUAGUUCAUAUGCGACAGGAGAGAGACGUUCUUUGUUUUUUUGUGAGAAAGGUCCGAGACCGUUCGGCGAGAUCGAAACAACACACCGCGAAUUAGACGCGAAUUGAGCGAAAAAUUCGUUUACGUUAUAAUUUUGUUCAAAUGCAUAUUUUAACAAACCGAGAUGCCAAAACGCUAUUUUUAACCGAGUACUGUAAUAACAAAGAGAUAAUUAAGUACUCAUUUAUAUAUUUUCAACCGUAAUGUUUUUUCCAAAACAUUCAGUUUUAUCGACCUCGUACGUAGCGAGUAUAAAAUCUGUACGAGGUGUCAAAUGGUAUCGAAAAUAUUUUAAUAACAUUUUAAUGAGUGUAGUGUAUGCCGCAUUCUUCCACAUCUGACAACAACUUUGACUUUCAUUGUGUGUGUAACCGUAAUUAAGAAAUAAUUUCCGAAGAGUAUGUCAGAUGAUGAUGGAAGUGCGAGAGAACUAUUGUGUGAGGCGCAAGAAGCGGCCCGCGGGAUGAUGACGGAAUCGGCGAAAGGUUAAUGACGCGAACCAACGAGUGUUGCUCCGGCAGAAGGUAGUAAAAUUCCCUUGGGGGCCUCGGAAAAGGGUCUCACAAUCAAGGAGUUCAGUUUUCUGUUCUCUCGAGACGAUCGAUUGAAACAUACGUAGAAUUCGUCGAAGGUAUCUCGACGUUUUUUUUUUUUUAAGCCUCUCGCCCGUUCCGCUUCCUAAUUAACAUCGUUACUUUAAUGAACAUUUAAGCAAUUCAUUUCCUUGCUGUGCGAGGCGGUGCGAGAUAUCGCUAUCGCUACUCCCGGACAGAGUUAACUCCCUCUUGCGGAAUUACGUUUCGAUUUCGUUGAACGGAAGUGCGUAUCUGACGACGGCGAAAUAGCGCCGUAUGUUCCUAACUGACGAGAAAGGGAUUACAGACACACACACGAGAACUGUGAGAGAAGAAUAAGAAGGGAAAGAGAGAGAGAGAGAAGAAAA